GUACAGUGUAAAAUUUUUAUUUUUUUAUUUGGGGAUUUCCUAAUAUUUUUUCAAGCAUUUUCAAAAAAUAUUUUACGGUUACAUAUUUAAGGUCUGAUUGCCCAUAAACCUUCCCUGGGGCCAUGUGAGGUCCCACACAAAAUUUGGGCCUGAUCGGUUUAGCCGUUUUGACAUUUAUUGGAUACAAAUAACAGACAAACAAACAAAGAGACAGACAGCCAAGCUAAAUUUAUAUAUUAAAGAUAGGAAUCGUGGUCAUGUCACACCAAUUUUUUUAUUUGAUUCAGCCGUUUCCUAGUUCAUGAUUUGGUUUGAUUUGAUUUAUGAUCCUUAAGGAGGAGAGUAAAUACUACUUUUGGGUUUUGAGAGCUGAAAGAGCAACAUUUUAAAUUGAAUUAGAAUCUUGAAGUUUUUGUUCAAAUCAAUUGUUACUUUAAAUUAAAAAUUGCAUAAUCAAGGUUCCCACGACCUUUUUGCACAGGACAAAUAAGUCUAAAUCUUAAUUUAAUGGUCACUGAACACCAUGGGAAAGGUUUGCGAAAAGUAGAAAGUGUUUUAGAGACAAAUUAAAUAUACUUAUUAUUACAUUUAAUGUUUAUGAUUACAUUUGAAAAAAAGUAAUUAAGGGUGUGGGGGGGGGGGGGUUGUAAAGGAUUAAUUUCCAUCCUUAUCCCUUUUAAGUGUAAAGCUAUACGCAUUCUUGAGUUUAUCAUUUAAUCCUGGAUUUUCAAAUUCUUGGAACCAUUUUUCAAUCUACAGUGUGGGAAGUGUUAAAGUUUCAGCUCCUUGUAUAUAAACCAGCAGUGAGCAUUUAGAAUUCAGUUCAACCCAAGCUUAACUAUCAACAACAGAGAUGGGGUUAAUGGUGGGAGUUUUUAUCAGUAUCCUUGCUGUGGCUUUAUCAGAGCCUGGAUAUGGAUACUAUGGAGGAUAUUCUCCAUAUGGCUAUGGAUUUGGUUUUGGACAUGGAUAUGGCUACAGUCACUUCUUGGGGAAGAGAUCUGCUGAUGCUGAACCAGAUGCUGUAGCUGAACCUGAUGCCGUAGCAGAACCAGGCUAUGGUUAUUAUGGAUAUGGAGGUUAUGGAAGGUUCUAUGGAGGUUAUGGAUAUGGACAUGGACAUGGAUAUGGAUAUGGACAUGGACUUGGGCACUUCUUAGGUAAAAGGUCUGCUGAUGCUGAAGCUGAUCCUGGAUUUGGAUAUGGUUAUCCAUACUUUGGCUAUGGAGGUUUUGGAUAUGGAGGCUACAGAUCAUUUGGACAUCAUGGAUAUGGCCAUGGUCACCAUUUUGGAAAGAGAUCUGCAAAUGCUGAAGCCAGUCCUGGUUUUUUUGGUGGCUUUGGGUAUCCUUACAGAAAUUAUGGCUAUGGAGGCUAUGGAAGUUAUGGUGGAUAUGGCUAUGGUCAUCAUCAUCAUUUUGGAAAACGAUCUGCCGAUGCUUCUCCAGCUGCUGAAGCAGCUCCUGAACCUUCCCCUGAAGCAGCACCAGCUGCAGAGCCAGUACCUGAUGCAGAUGCGGUUGCAGAAGCUACCCCUGAGGCUCAUAUUGGAUACUUUGGCUCACCUUAUGGUCAUGGCUAUUAUUCCCCAUACAUUUUCAGUCCAUAUGUUUAUGGUCACCACCUUGGUAAAAGAUCUGCUGAGCCAAUAUUUGGUCUCUUUGGCUUUGGACAUGGACAUGGUCAUGGAUAUGGUCAUGGAUAUGGUCAUCGCUAUGGGCAUUCAUACAGGCCACAUCAUCAUCAUGGUCAUGGACACCACCAUCAUGGGAGAUGAUCAUCACAUGAAGAAGUUUAAACCAGAUAACCAAGAGUUCAGAAGAAAAGAUUUGUGGACACUGCAAAUAUAGUUUCUUGAUAAGUGCCCUAGUCAUUAGAUACUUACUGCAUAAAUUAUUAAUAAAGUAGUUUUGAAACCGG
This is a messenger RNA of Eurytemora carolleeae, 1920 nucleotides long. Its product is annotated as shematrin-like protein 1. Bases 854 to 1777 code for a protein of 307 amino acids. Lineage: Eukaryota; Metazoa; Arthropoda; Copepoda; Calanoida; Temoridae. The transcript is spliced from 2 exons. The record is from RefSeq and is a predicted model, not a curated record.